UUCGGUGUUUUUUGACUCUCUUUCCAAUCUUGAGCUUUCUUGUGCUGCAUGUGGCCUUCCUGUCGGGCCCUGGGCCCGGGUGUCGUCAGCAGCCUUUGCGCGGUCACCUCACAGCAACCACUUCUCUCUUGACUCUCGACUUGUUUUUGCUCUUCCCGUUGCUUGCGGCGCGAGCGGGCCGUAGAGCGCCACGCUUGUGAUUGUUGCCGCGUUUGCGGCGUCUCUCGUUCUCGCGCCUCUGAGCGUGCGCGAGAAGCAGGGACGGCGACGACGACGACGACGACGAAAGAAGAGGCGGGGGUUUCGCGUCAAUUCUUGAAGUCGUCUGUAGGUUACCCACUCCCCAUCAUCGCGUUGGUGAAACUGAGCGGUUGUUGACCCGCUUGUGCCGGACUUGGCGUCUUUUUCACGGGGGAAAUCGAUUCCUCUACUCUAUCUGUGUCGUGACUCUGCUGUCCUGUCGGCUGCAAUGGACACCGAACAAGGGAAACUUUUCAUUGGCGGGAUAGCAUGGGACACGACAGAGGAGAAAUUGAGGACGUAUUUCGAGAGAUACGGUGAGAUCAUUGACACAGUGAUCAUGAAGGACAACCAAACGGGCCGAGCUCGUGGCUUCGGGUUUGUUGUCUUCUCUGACCCAGCAGUUGCUGAUCGUGUCGCGCAGGAGAGCCAUACGAUCGAAGGCAGGCAGGUGGAAGCGAAAAAAGCCGUACCGAGGGACGAGCAGCAGAAUAUGCAUAGGAGCAGCAGCAGCGUUCCUGGGCCAGCCAGUCAGACUAGGACAAAGAAGAUUUUUGUCGGUGGCUUAGCUUCUUCGGUGACCGAAGAGGAUUUCAGAAAAUAUUUCGAGCAGUUUGGAACCAUCACGGAUGUCGUGGUCAUGUAUGACCACGCGACUCAAAGGCCCCGCGGUUUUGGCUUCAUAACAUUCGAUUCUGAACAGGCUGUCGAUAAAGUCUUGCAGAAGGCUUUCCAUGAGUUGAACGAUAAGACGGUGGAGGUGAAGCGGGCUGUUCCGAAGGAGCUGACCCCGACUGGUGGCGGUGGAGGUCGUGGAUAUGGAGGUGGCAGAGGUGGCUAUGGAUCUGGUGGUGGAUAUGGUGGGGGGUAUGGACAGGGGCAAGGAGGCUACGGAGGUGGGCGGGGUGAGCGGGGCUAUGGUGGCCCUAGCCCGCCUCCUGGAGGGCGUGGUGGAUAUGGUGGUGGAUAUGGUGGUGGCUAUGGUGGGAACGGUGGUUAUGGGGGCAAUGGAGGGGGGUAUGGAGGCAACGGUGGUGGGUAUGGUGCUCAGGGAGGUGGUUAUGGUGGACAGCAAGGAGGCUAUGGUGGUGGAGGUGCUAACGGAGCUGUGGGCGGUGCAGGGUAUGGUGGUGCAGGAUAUGCUGGAGGUGGAUAUGGUGCGGGUGCAGGUGGAGGCUAUGGCGGUGGUGGGUAUGGGACGGGGGUUGCUCCAGGUGGAUACGGUGGUGCUGCCAGUGGCUACGGUGGGCAAAGUGGUGGAUAUGGUGGUGCGGCGGCGGGUUCUACUGCUGCUGCUGGUAACGUGAGAAGCGGCUGGGGCGGGAGCGCAGGUGGAGGUGCUGGUUAUGGAGGGACAGGUAGUCCUGGGGCUUAUCCUGCUGCGAGUGGAGGGGGUCCGGCUCCUUAUGGCAGCUCAGCACAGGGUUGGGGCUCGGGAAGUGGUGGUCCUGCUUCUUCUGCUCCUGCGGGUGCAGGAUAUGGUGGUGGGUAUGGUGGUAGUGAAGCUGGAUAUGGCUCAGCCGGGGCACCGGCAUCUGCCGGAGGUUACAGCGGUGGCAGUCGAACUAGCGGUGGUGCUUACGGUACCGGAGGUGCAGGUGCUGCGUACUCACAGGCAAGUGGCGGCGGAGGGGGAAGUGGUUAUGGUAGCUAUGGAGAAGUGUACGGUGGAGGUGCAGGAUAUGGCGGAAGUGGUGGUGGUGGAUAUGCUGGGAGUGGUGGUGAGCAGGGAUCAUGGAGUCGAUCGGGGGAGUAUGCAGCAGGAGGAAACACUCCAACAAGUGCUGGUGCGAGCGCCGGCGGAGGAGCCGCAGCUGGAUACGGGCCUAGUGGAGUUCCUGCUGACAAUGGAGGUGCAAGCGGUGGAUACGCUGGUGGCUAUGGGCGCCAGCAAACGCAGAGAGCACCCGAUGCACGAUUCAGGCCCUACCCCGCGACCGGAGAGAGGGCGUAGGCGAAAUGUUGAAGACAUUCUAGCGUCUCUUGGUUCUUUUUCUUUAAAAACCCUUUGCCGUUGGUCCUCUCCGGCCCUUCAAUUUUUAGUAGUAUGUUUACAGGAUGCGUGAUUCGAGCGAUUGAGAAUUGAGUGUGGGGACUGAAACGCAGUACUAUGAGGAAUGUGUCUGCAGUAGCAAGAUUUCAGCAAUGCGACUCCAAUAGGCAGCAGGAGCAGCGGCGGCGGCGACGGAGUAGGAUUCAGGAUGAGCGAUUCUUAGAAUCUGUAGGCUGAGGGCCCUCUGCGAAAUUAGGAUAGAAUAGGCCUUAUAGCUUUAGGAGUGAGUCUUAACAGGGGGAACUAGCAUGCUAAUCUAGUUUCGGCGGUACGGAAUGAGGCAGGUGAUGGUGGCCUUUGCAUGGGGCCCUUCCUCCUGUCUGCUUACCUCUAGCGUUGCGGUUGCCGCUUUGGAAUGCUUGUAAUAUUUUGACACCAAACUCUCUCUACAGUUAAGACCCUUCAUUGUAGGGUGUAAGGGGUAUGAUGAUGGUUGUCUGGAUGGGUUUGUUGGUGAUCAGCCAGCAAGAAGGAAAUGAUGAGUUGUCGUUUGUCGACUCAUCUUGCAUUCGCUGUUCGGAUCAUCGGGAGGGGGUGCGGGUGGGUGUGUAUGAAUGGCUGGCAAAGGGAAGGGUUUGGCGGAUGGGUGGCGAGGCCGAAGAGACGUGAGGGGUUUCUCGUGUAUCAUCGAGGUGUGUGUACAAUCCAUGUUGUCCAUUUCUCUAUGUUUUGGCUUCUCAUGGAAUUGUGUUUGUCUGACGGGAAUCGCUGUUAUGGUGUUUGUUUGGAAAGUGUAUGUUUUCAACGGGAUGUUUUGAAUGCAUCUGAUGGCGAGGGAGGAUUGGUACCGAGGGGGAAAUGCUAUAUGUAUGCAUGCUGAAAUGAAAUGCUCGGAAUCGCUUUGGGAAGUGUGCAUUACGACCCUGCUGUCUGAACGAGUAUACCCAUGCCGUAGGGUUUUGGAUGCAUUGUUUCUGAACGGACCACGUCGUCGAGUGGAUCUAUUGUGUGUAGUACUCUAACGACGUCGUUUAGGCAGUUUCAACGUGGUGGGGAAUGUGUUUGCUGCGUAAAACAGGGUGCUAGGGGAAACAAAACUGCUGCUGCUCAACGGGUGUGCAUGGAGGUGCGCACAUUAAAGGAAGGGAGAAGCCUCACCAGACCGUGUAAUCUGAAAAUCAGUUGCACCGCAGACAGGUUGUAGGUGGAGGACCAGUUACAUUGCAGUACGUACACAAGUGUCUUUGCAUGAUGGGGGAAUAUCGCCUGUGAUUAAGUUCUGGUGAGUGGUAUAGCCCAUGUUCCUUGGUUAGGUGUUAUGUGGAGGGUUAUCAGGUUGGGUGUUGUGUGGAAGACCGUCGGCUGGCUGUGGCUGUAUCGGAAAAAUCCCAUGCUGUAACUUGUGACACACACAAAAUCACUGAAAAACUGCCUACUAUAACUGUAGUAGUGCCUGAAUGAUGGAAAAGGUGGGCUUGAACCUGUAUGUUAACCCAAAAUGUUCUUUCCUGGGUUGUGGGUGUGAGAUUGUUGUGGUAUCAUGCACGAUGUAGUGUGCUCGUAGAGGGUUUGCAGUCUUGAAAGUGGAAGUCCUGUUGUGUUGUGUGUAAUGUAAUGGCUGGACUAAGUUAAUGCGCGCUGUAAAGGCGAAGUGAGCAGAGCAUUGAAUCUUCGAAGUGCUGAAGGCCUUAGCAGAGGUAAACGAAGAACGGGCACUCGUGUGCAUGUAGUUCGAUUGGAUCGACGACGCACCUGUGCAUGUAGUCCGCUUGGAUUGACGAGGACUGCUGGCGGAUGUCGGACGUGUCGAUAUGUGAAACCGUGAAGAAAGAAGUCGGUCGUGGUUUCUCACAUUGACACACCGGAAAGAACGAACUUUUCUUCUUUCGUUGCGGAGGUGAGAACUGUGUUGGCAGUUGAAUGCGCUCGUGCGUCAGGAGUCUGACCACAAC
Chara braunii is the source of this 4185-nucleotide messenger RNA. Lineage: Eukaryota; Viridiplantae; Streptophyta; Charophyceae; Charales; Characeae. The record is from the annotation of a GenBank genome assembly.